Molecule: messenger RNA, 2352 nt
Organism: Pristis pectinata (smalltooth sawfish)
Lineage: Eukaryota; Metazoa; Chordata; Chondrichthyes; Rhinopristiformes; Pristidae
Exons: 2
Coding region: 540-2252 (570 amino acids)
Molecular function (GO): zinc ion binding; nucleic acid binding
Source: RefSeq, a predicted model, not a curated record
CGAGUAAACACUGAAGUGUCGUUUGGGUUCCAUCGUGGAACAUUUGGAUUUCGUAUGUACUCUCUCUAUGUUUUUCUACAUCUACGUCUUAUCUUCAGACAACGGUGGUUGUUGAAGAAGCCCUUGCUCAUGUUUCACCUUAUGGCUUGCGGAACUGAACUUUAAGAACCAUUCCGGAACUGGGAGUUUUGGACUUUGUCACACACACACACACGAAGAGUUUAGUUUUGGGGAUAACGUUCGAGGUUUAACAUUUUUGAAUUCUAACAUACUAACAUUUUUACUUUUAUUUUACGUAUUAUCAUAAGUAGUGAUUAAUAAAAUAGUUUUUAACACUGAAUCAUUGCUCAGUGUGUUUCUUUUGUUGCUGGUUCGUGACAAAAUUGGGGGCUCGUCCGGGAUAGUUCCCAAGGUUAACGAGUGUCGUCUGGGAUCGUUUCCCAGAUUGACAAGAUUUGUUCGGGGUUCAAUCCAAAGAUUUUUGAGGGAGGUCUGAUAAAUUCUUUUUAAUUGGCUUGUGUGUGUGGAAACCAGCAGCAAUGGAUAUUAAGGCAUUUUUGGAGUCACCAACCCAAAAGGGAUUGGAGGUGGCGAAAAAGGAUGAUCUGAUAAAGAUUGCUACAAGGUUAAACCUUACAGAAGUAAAGCAGUCUAUGAGAAAGGCAGAUAUUCAGAGACUGAUAGCUGGCCAUUAUGUGGAAAAGAAGGUGUUUGAGAAGGAAGUGUUAAAACAGUUUCCUGGCAGUGAAAUAGCAAUUUCUGAGGCACAGGUGCAGCUGGCAAAGAUAGAAGCUGAACGAGAGCAAACCCAGUUAAAGAUAGAAGCUGAACGAGAACAAAAUAAAUUAGAAGCUGAACGAGAGGAAAAGAGAUUAGAGGCCGAACAAAAGAAAUUAGAGACUGAACAAAAGAUAACUCAGAUGAAGAUAGAGGCUGAUCUAGCAAUGAAGCAGAUGGAAUUGAAGAGGAUGGAGCUGGAUAACGAGGAGAAAAAGAGGCAGCAUGAGUUACAAAUGAAGCGUAGGAGUUCGGAAUCUGAUUCUGAUGAUGGUUUUUCAGCCAGCAGGGAGGUUCGAUUAGUCCCUCCGUUUGAAGAAGAUCAGGUUGAUCAGUAUUUCCAACAUUUUGAAAAGGUUGCUGUGAGUUCAAACUGGCCAAGGAAAGGAUGGGCUCUUAUGGUACAGAGUGUGAUUAAAGGUAAAGCUCAAAAAGCUUAUUCUGCUUUGUCUGCUGAGGAUGCAGCUGAUUAUACCAAGGUAAAACAAGCUAUUUUGAAGGCCUAUGAAUUGGUCCCUGAGGCUUAUAGACAAAAAUUCAGAGACUUGAGGAAAUCUGCAGAUCAGACUUAUAUGGAAUUUGCCAAUGGAAAGAGAAUAUGUUUUGAACGAUGGUGCCUGGCUAAAAAUGUAGAUGGGGAUUAUGAUAAAUUGACAGAAUUGAUACUGGUGGAAGACUUUAAAAGAUGUGUUCCAGCUGAAUUAACAACAUAUUUAAAUGAAAAGGCAGUGGAAACUUUACAAGAAACUGCUAGGUUGGCAGAUGAUUAUGCUUUAACCCAUAAAUCCAAAUGGGGACAACCUAAAACCUUUCAAAAGAGUUACAAAGACAAUCCAGGUAAACCGGAGAUUAAAUUGGGAGGUAAUCAAAAAGGAAAAGAUGAAAAGAAGCCAGGGCUGGAGAAACCUGUUGAGCGUACUUGUUAUUACUGUAGGAAACCUGGCCACGUGAUAUCUAAUUGUGCCCUUUUGAAGAAAAAGAAGGAAGCUGGGCCCAAUGCUUGCUUUCAGGCAAUUAAAAAUCGAAAAGGUUUAGGAGAUGCUGUUAAAGAUCAGUCCUUGCAAGAGGUAAAAGCGGAAAAGUUGGAGGAGGUGAGAAAAGAAUUCCGUUCGUAUGUAUCAGAGGGUUUUGUUUCACUGAAUGAUGAGUCACCCCAGGUGCCAGUGAAAAUUCUUAGAGAUACUGGGGCUAGUCAAUCUCUCUUGCUGGACAGUGUUUUAAAUUUUGGUGAAGAAAGUGACACUGGUGAAGUAAAUCUAAUACGAGGCGUUACAGGUGAGACCAUGUCUGUCCCUUUUCACAGGGUGAUUUUAAAGUCAAAGUUCAUAGAAGGACCAGUCGAGAUAGGGAUAAGACCUAGUUUGCCAGUGGAAGGAGUUUCUUUGUUAUUGGGAAAUGACCUUGCAGAUGGAGAAAGUGAUCCUGUGGUACGGUUAACAACCAAACCAAGGAUUGAUGAGUCUGACUCGAGCUAGAGCUAAAGAAUUAGCCAAGACAGACAAUCCGGUGCAGUCUGAUGUAGUUCCUUGUGACAGUCCUAAACAGGAAGAAAAUUAUGAUGCCUUAUCUGAGACU